This is a messenger RNA of Solea solea (common sole), 3085 nucleotides long. It is a transcript of the gene c7b, whose product is annotated as complement component 7b. The coding region runs from base 307 to 2808 and encodes 833 amino acids. Gene Ontology annotation, molecular function: protein binding. Lineage: Eukaryota; Metazoa; Chordata; Actinopteri; Pleuronectiformes; Soleidae. Gene Ontology annotation, biological process: immune response. Gene Ontology annotation, cellular component: membrane attack complex. The record is from RefSeq and is a predicted model, not a curated record. The transcript is spliced from 18 exons.
GAGUAUUAUUUACCGACCACUGUCAAUGAACAUGAAUUGACUUUUAUGGUUGAAUAUUUGUGUGUUUUCUCUGAAUUAUUGUGUGAGGUUGUGAGCGAUGACUCAGCAGAUUUGCUCACAGUGACUCGUCGUCCUGUGACCUUCAGCACUGACAGUAAACAUCAUUAUCUGUGGACGUGGACUCAGUGUCCAUGUUGGGACAUUCUGGACACUUUUGUGCUGCGUCAUCUGUGGAUUAUAUGAACGACGACAUCAUCGCUUUCAACCAGAAGAAGAAGAAGAAGAAGCAACAACAACAAGUUCAACAUGCUGAGUUUCACGGCAGUUUUUUCGUCUUUGCUUUUGUUGCUCGUUUCUGUUUCUGCAGUUUGCUGUCAGCAUCCAGUCGACUGCAGGUGGAGUUCAUACGGAGAGUGGUCAGAGUGUGACGGCUGCACCAGGACAAAGGUGAGGACUCGUCUCGUAGACGUCUUCGCUCACUUCGGUGGACGUCUAUGUCCUGGUGAAGCCACACAAACACAGACAUGUGUUCCACUGAAGAAGUGUCCCCUGGAAACAGGCUGUGGAAAAAGGUUCCGCUGCACCUCAGGUCAGUGUCUCAGUGCGUCUCUGGUGUGUAACGGAGACCACGACUGUGACGACGGUCUGGACGAGAGAGACUGUCACCAAGGCAACGGCGACCACAGCACAUGUGACCUGGACAAGACUCCGCCCAACUCUGACCUCACAGGCAGAGGCUACGACGUGUUGACGGGGAAACUGAGAGCAGCUGUGAUCAACACCCGGAGUUUCGGAGGUCAGUGCAGGAAAGUGUUCAGCGGUGACCACGGGCUCUGGUUCCGGCUGCCACACAACGUUCUCAGCUACAACUUUGAGGUGAACGUGAACAACGAAGAAAGCGACGAGUCGUACGAGAGUUCGUGGUCGUAUGUUCAGCACAUUCAGUCCGACGCUUUGUUCGGUCACGACCGCCGCACGUUCCACAAAGAAGUCACCGAUGACCAGGCGUACAGAUUAUUAAUCCUGAAGAACAGGGUGGAGCUGGCCCAGUUUCAGAACUCCGCCCCGCAGUAUCUCACUCUGUCAGAGGGAUUGUGGAAGGCCCUGACGUCACUGCCCGUCACGUACGACUACUCCGCUUACCGACAGCUGCUGCAGACGUACGGCACACACUAUCUGUCGCAGGGCUCGCUCGGAGGAGAAUACCAGGCCCUGCUGGAGUUCAACCAUCAGACGUUCACCUCCAGCAGCACGACAGAGAUCGAGUACCAGAGGUGUUGGAGAAAGGUGAAGCGUCGUUUCUUCAGGAAGAAAGUGACAACCACCUGCGAGAAACUGUUCAAAUCUUUAGCAUCACGUGACGGACACACUGUGAACGAGAUGCCCAUCAAGGUGAACGUGUACGGAGGAGAUCCAGCCUUCAUCGCUCCUCUGACUGUUCUGGACCUGGAGAAGCCAGAAGCAAACGGAGAGACUUACGACAACUGGGCUUCAUCUGUCAAAGACUUCCCUGAAGUCACAGAGCACAAGCUGCGUCCUCUGUACGAGCUGGUGAAGGAGGUGCAGUGUGCCGGUUUGAAAAAGCUCCUCCUGAAAAGAGCCACAGAGGAAUAUCUGUCAGAGGAGAAUCCCUGUCACUGUCCACCCUGUCUCAACAACGGACGACCGCUACUCACGGGAACGGCGUGCCGCUGCAUGUGCCGGCCGGGAACGUCGGGACGAGCCUGCGAGAGAGGAACUGUCACCGGAGAACAACCAGGUGUGAUCCACGGCAGCUGGAGCUGCUGGUCCUCCUGGGGAUCCUGCUCUGCAGGUCAAAGGUCGAGGACUCGCAGAUGCAACAACCCCGCUCCCAGCAGAGGAGGUCACCACUGCACCGGACUGCAAGAGGAGCACAAGCCCUGUGACGAGCCAGAGAUCCAGUAUUUAAAGACGAUGGAGCCUCAGUGCUUCGGUCUCUCUGUGGCUCCACCAAAAACAUGUGGUUCUCCACCGAACCUCAGGAACGGCUUCAUCCAGAAUCCCCGGGAUUAUUACCUGGUUGGGAGUACGGUGGAAUAUUCCUGCUCAGAUGGACAUCACCUGAGCGGGAACUCUGUGGCUCAGUGCAGUCAAACGCAGCAGUGGGUGACGAAGGGAACCAGGGUCUGUAAAAGCUCCACGUGUGACUUCCCUCAACUCAACAGCGACGUCAUAGCCACGCCCACCAGUGUGACCUAUCAGAUUGGAGCAAGAUUGUCGUUGUCCUGUCCUGCGGGGUCAGAGCUGGGGGGUCAGGUGUCAGAGGUCAUGUGCAGUCCCAGUCUGCAGUGGUCUCCGUCUCCAGCCGUCGUUCACUGCAAACCAGCUCCUGCCCCUCCUGCUCCUCCUCCUCCGUCACUCCUCAAGUGUAAACCGUGGGAGAUCAUGGGAAAAACACAGUGUGUGUGUAAAACGCCAUCUCAGUGUUCGACGUCUCUGCAGUUGUGUGUCACACUGGCAUCGAGCCACCGUCUGCUGGGGGUGUGUCAGCUCGGAGCGCUGCAGUGUCGGGGGCGGGGCUUCACGUUGGCCAAUGACAGUGACUGUAAAUGGCCAGAUGAGACAUUUGUGUCCUGUGAGGACUGUAAACCAGGGACAGUCUGUCAGCAGUCAGAAAGUAAAUGUGUUUGCCAGAAUCCGUCAGAUUGCCCGACAGACUCCGCCCCUCUGUGUGUGAACCCUGGUGAUGGCAGUGUCGCCAUGACAAUGACUGAAUGCGAGGUGGGGGCCAGAAGAUGUGCGGGGGAGCCGGUGAAUGUGACCAGCAUCGAGGCUUGUCCAGAAUAAAGACGCGUGUGUUAUUUUAUUUUAACCAUAGGUUAAAAGCAAACGGAAAGAGAAGUUUUCAGUUUUUUGAGGAAAAAAAAGUUUGAAUUCUGAGGGAAAAAAGUAAAAAAUUCUGAGAUUAGAGUCAGAAUUUUAAGGAAAUAAAGUAUGGAGGCUUGUCCAGAACAAUGUGUUUUUCUCUCUCUGUAACUGAAAUGUAAAUAGAAGAUAAAAUGUGUUUUUUUUUAAAUUUAAAAAUGUUAAUGUUUGUUUAUUAAAGGACAUUGUUAAAAAACAA